This is a messenger RNA of Toxotes jaculatrix (banded archerfish), 5222 nucleotides long. RefSeq names its product par-3 family cell polarity regulator beta a (gene pard3ba). Bases 313 to 4161 code for a protein of 1282 amino acids. The transcript has 24 exons. Lineage: Eukaryota; Metazoa; Chordata; Actinopteri; Toxotidae. Gene Ontology annotation, cellular component: apical plasma membrane; apical junction complex; cell cortex. Gene Ontology annotation, molecular function: protein binding; phosphatidylinositol binding. The record is from RefSeq and is a predicted model, not a curated record. Gene Ontology annotation, biological process: microtubule cytoskeleton organization; cell adhesion; establishment of centrosome localization.
ACAGCUGAUCAUGGCACAAAGUCACACUGAGCGGCCGUAACCACCGCUUUCCUCCGACUUUCAUGACAGCGAGGCGUGAAAAUAAGGUCCCCGGAGGUCUGGGGGGAUCCUCCGCGCUCUCAUACGACGUGGCUGGAAAAGCGGAGCAGUGAGAUCACCGUGAUUUCAUCCUGACCAGAGACACCUGUUGCUCCAGUUUCGACAGACAGGUGCCACUUCGCUCGCACAGGGAGCAGCUCCGGGUCGAGAGGAGACCGAAACUCGGAUUUAUUCCUCAACUCUGUUAAAAUACUGUCUGACUUUGUGGUCAGUAUGAAAGUUACAGUGACUUUCGGGGACACCGCGGUGGUGGUUCCCUGUAAAACUAGCUGGACCGUCCGGGACUUAGUGGAACAGGCUACGCGGAGGUACCGCAGGAUUCUGGAGCAGUAUGAGGAGAGUGCAGUGAAAACACACCACUUGGAGUACCCUGAAGGAGGGAUCCUGGACAUGGAUGACCUGCUGAGUGAUCUCGUGGACGACAGAGACAAGCUGGUCGCGGUGUUUGAAGCAGUCCAGAGGAGGACGGACAGUCCCAGAGACAACAUGUCUGGCUACUCCAGUGCCACCCCCAGCCCUGAACCACUCCAGUACUAUCCCCACCUGCAGUACCAAGAGCCAAUCAGAGGAGAGAUUGAAGUCAACGAGGCUGUCCUCAAAGCCAACACGCCGCUGUUGGUGAGGAGCAGCAGUGACUCUGCUUUAGCCCCGCCCCAUGAGAAGACAGCCCCGCCGACACCUGAUGACCGCAGUGACGGAUCUCCUGAGCCGCAGGAAAUCAGCCAUGUACUGAAAGGAGCUUUGGACCGCCUGCGCACAGACGACCCCCCUGCCAAGAUGAGCCAGGUUAACUUCAGCACCCUGACGAGGACCAUAGAGUUUCCAGGUGACCAGGGGCCCCUGGGAAUCCAUGUUGUCCCCUACUGCUCCUCUCUCAGUGGACGGACCCUGGGCCUUCAUAUUAAAGGCAUCGAGGCAAACAGUCGCUCCCGGAGAGAGAAUAUCUUCCAAGAGGAUGAGUGUAUCGUCCAAAUCAACGACACACCACUCCAAGACAAGACCUUCGCACAGUCACAGGAAGUGUUCCGCCAGGCCAUGACCUCCCCCUCAGUGCGACUGGACAUCCUCCCUGUAGCCAACAAGCAGCGUUACGAGAAGAGCCUGAUAGGUCAUCUUUUCACCGGCGACGGCAAAGACUCGUCUGCAAAAGCAAAGAGCCCGAUGGUUAUCCGUGCCAAAACCGACCCCCAGCCAGAACCCAAACCAGACUCCAAACUGAACACCAAACUAGAAGUGAGGCGACCAGACACGCGUGCCAAGACCCCAGAGCCAGCUGCAGUGAACACGCCACCAGUGGAGCUCCAGUCUGGGCAUGGCACCUUGGAAAGAGUCUCUCCCACACCACCAGCCAGGGCAGAAAGCGCCUCCCCAACUCCCAGGACCCGCAGCCAGAGCCCCCUGGCCAGUAAGAACCCUGUCCUGCCCGGCCUGGCUAACCUUACCAGCAAGAAGGGCGGCAAGCGGAUAAAGAUUGACCUGAAGAAAGGCGCAGAGGGUCUGGGCUUCACCGUGGUAACCAGGGACUCUUCGGUCCACGGGCCAGGGCCGAUCCUGGUGAAGAACAUCCUGUCGCGAGGUGCAGCAGUCAAAGAUGGCCGCCUGCAGCCUGGAGACCGCAUCCUGGAGGUGAAUGGAGUAGACAUGACGGGCCGUAGCCAGGAGGAACUCGUGGCCAUGCUGCGCAGCACCAAGCAGGGAGAGAGUGUGUGUGUGGUGGUGGCACGGCAGGAGGACAUCUUCCUGCCUCGGGAACUGAAAGGUGAGGAAGCAAGCAGUGUGGUGUUGGAGGACGGCAGGGAGCAGCUCAUGUACGAGAUCCCACUCAAUGAGACAGGCUCGGCCGGCCUGGGGGUCAGCCUGAAGGGCAACAGGUCCAGAGAGACUGGAGAAGACCUGGGCAUCUUCAUCAAGUCCAUCAUCCACGGAGGAGCCGCUUACAAGGACGGUCGGCUGAGCGUGAACGACCAGCUGAUAGCAGUAAACGGCGAGUCGCUGCUUGGACGCUCCAACCACGCUGCCAUGGAGACACUGAGACGCUCCAUGUCAUCAGAGGGAAACGCCAGAGGCACCAUCCAACUCGUAGUGCUUCGAGCACCCAGACAGGUACAGCAGAUGGGCAGCACCAACCCUGCACCAAGCACAGCUACAAAUGUCUCCACCACCCAGCAAUCCAACUCUCAGUCAGGCUCCAGCAAUCAGGAGCCAAGGGACCACGAUGCAUACCAGAAGCAUCCGGGAUCUGCUGGACCCCCAAAAUCAGAGCCCACCAUGAACGCUGCCGGUCACACUCCAAUAAUGACGACCAACAACUAUGCGUACAGCAACUCUGGAAGUGCUCCGAAUCCCGCUGCGACCGCCAAUGGCAGCUACGGUCACUACGGCAACAAGGAUGAGGAGUCGGAGGAAGGCUUCCCCCCGCCACCCUCCCCCAGAGCUGUGGAGGAAAUGAACAGAGACUUGCCACUAACUCCUCCACAUCACAGUGAGUUUCAGAUGCCGCCGCACAUGGCUGCAGCUUUCUACAGCCAACUGGCCAAUGACGAGGACAACAUACCUCGCAACAGAGCGUCCAAGAGCAUGGAUAUGGUGGCUGAUGAGAGCAACAUUGGAUCACUGGUCAGGCAGAGGAACGAGCCUUCAGAUGGAGGAGCGCUGGGCCCAACCCUGGGCCUCUGGAAGUCCAGCUCCCUGGAGAGCCUCCAGACGGCCGUGUCGGAGGCCACGCACCAAGCCCAGGUGCCCUUUCAUCGCCCUCGGCCGCACGUGGUCCGGGGGCGGGGAUGCAACCAGAGCUUCCGCAUCGCCAUCGACAAAUCCUACGAUGGACCUUCUGAAGAUGACGAUGACCUGUCAGAGCAGAGCUCUGGUCACGAAACGCCCGCCAGCAGUUCGUCUCGCCAGGGCCUGGAACCAGAGGACGGAAAGAAGAAGAAAAAAGCCAAAGGGAAGAAGAAAGAGAAGAAGACCAAAGGAAAGAAGAAGACAGAUGAUUCUGUGGAGGAUCUGGAUAAGAAAACCAAAAAGAAGGGAUUUGGCCUCUUAAGGUUUGGCAAGAAGAAAGAAGACAAGAGCAAAGACGCAGCAAAAGCAUCCAAAAGUAAACUGGAGGCCCUGAGUGAAGAGGAACUGGACAAGAUCCCUGACAGCAGAGAUGGCUAUGAUCCUCGUUACAACAACAUCCACUCCGGCCACGUCACCCCCGACCCGGCCUCCCUCCCGGACGUGGAAGACGACGACAGUGACCCCAACUACGCCCGCAUCAACAACUUCCGCCAGCCACCCUCACCUCAGCCGUUCAUUAGUCGCACACCCUCUCCUGCGGUGGCAGUAGCGGGGCCUAACCUGCCUCAGGAGGAGCUGGAUGGGCUCUACGCCAAGGUCAACAAGUCCAGGCCCCCACCUGCUCCGCAGAACCAGAAUCACACACAAGCAGACAGUGAUCAGCGUUUCCAGGGGUUACGUAGGGAGUACCAGCAGGCCCGAGCCGCCCCGGUCUAUGAGGAGCUAGACGCCGCACGACGCCGAGUUCUGGAGAAUGACCCGCACCGGAUGGCACCAAGAGGAGUUGAAUCUCGACCCGCACACCGCUACGAAGAGAUAGACCGACAGUACCACACACACCCCAGGAGGGAUCCAUAUGAUUAUCCCACCCACUCGAGACCCGUGCCAAGAGAGUCAGCCCCGUACCCCGGCCACUACCACGACCCUCCCGUCUCCAGCCACCCUGGCCGUGUACCUCUCGCCCAGCCGGGCACCCAGUCCCAGCAGGCCUCCAGCAAUCCUCACUACUAUCCCUCGUCUCCCCGCUCAGGACAGCAGCCCCGCACGGUGGUAAGGCAGGACAUCCCCCCUUCUCCCACUGCAGGUCGCAGAGGGCGGCACUACUACGAAGCCGUCGGAGGGCGAGCUGACGGCUACCGGGAGGCCAGCCCUGGCCGCUACACCAGCCCAGAGAGGUACCCCGCCACAAGGGAGCGCUACACCAGCCCUGAGCGUUACGGCUACAGAGAUGAAAGACAGCCUGACCCAAGACGGAAGAACCCGGUCAUUGGUGCGGUGUAAAAGGUAGCCCCCCCACCUCACCACGAAAAAUUAGGUUAGCUUGGGUCAUUCACACAAAAAUAACUCAGAAUUCAUGUUUCCAGCUCUGUCACUGAGGCUGCCAGCAUGGAUAAGGGUGAUUUUUGCCAAAUUAAUUUAUUUGGUCAGAAACCGUGAGGGGAGUAAGUGACAAGCUGAGAAUACAUCAGGUCAUAACUGUCUUCACAGGCAAAGGCGGAUUUAACAAGCAUCAUUUGGGUGUAAAUACAUAUUUACAUAUAUAUAGAUACUGUACAUGUUUGCAACAGCUUGUAUAUAUUCGCAAUUGUGUCAGUAAACAUGCUAAUUGGAUUUUAUUUUUGACAAAAUUUUUGUAAUGUAGAAAUUAAAUUAAACUGAGGGAAAUUAAAUUAAUUACAUAGAGAUAUAGAGUAAAUUUCGUGCCAUGUGUUGUAUAGAAUCAACUUUACACCAGCAAACUGAGCAUGAAGGUGGUGCUGAGUGGUAUUUUGCACAAGCUGAUCAAACUGAAAGACAUAAACAGGGACCUUGACCAACCAGACUGUGAUAACAGAAGAGACACAGGAAGCUAAAGUCGACAAACAGGAAAAGGAAGCAACUCCCCUUCAAAGUGUCUUCUUGUCCUUGAUGUUUUGUCGCUUGGACUUCCUUUACAUCCUGCUAUCACACUUUGGGUUUUUUUGCCUUUGAUUAUUUGGACGUGGACGUGGCUGAUACAUUUACUGUAUUUUUUAAAUGCAUUGCAAAUGAGUUUAUGUGUGAUAUUUUUUGUGGUGUUUCUAAUGAGAUGUGUUCGUCUUGAUCCGCACACAGGCUGUACAAGUAUGCUGUGGGACGCCUCGUACACUGUGCAGCUAAUAUAGUGUUUAAUUACACAUUUUAUCCUUUAAUAUAUCAUUCCUAAAAGUCACUGCACUGAAAACUCAUUAAAUGUGUCACUGGUGGUUUGAUUUAAACACGCUGUCAGAUAAGUGCAUGAUUUUUUUUUUUUUUUACACAAAUAUUUUGCAUUAAAUGUUUUAAGAUUCUCAUCCUGUGCAGCACUAAAUCACUUCAUCCUG